AUGGCGGCGACGGUGCCGCCAGCAAACGAUGAACCGGGCAAACUCGACCCGACUGUGGACCCGGCCGACAGCGACCUAGAUGCGGAGGGCGAAGAAGAAACCGACUUGUAUGAAAUGGAUCAACGGCUUCAGGAUGCCGUCCACAGAGCUUACACUGGCGAAGUUGAUGAGGAUGGCCCGGAGGAAGCUGCAGAUGGAAACAACUCAAGCAUCAAUGGGUUGAACGGAGAAAACGAUGACGACAACGAUGAGGCCGAGCCUGUUGGAGCUGUCAAGUUACCUGACGACGACGCGGGUUCCGAAGAAGACUAUGCGGAGUCUGAGACAGCCGACGCAGAUGCCGAUCCCGGGUUUGAGGCAAAUGACCGUGACGCCUCAGAACCUGAAUCAACUGACCACGAGUCAGAAGCUGAAGACUGGGAAGCUGAGAGCAAUGGCGGCGAGGAUAUCGAAACUGAUAUCCGUAGUGGCUCAAACUGCGUAUUUUGCAGUCAAGACGAGGAACACGACCCAAGUGAAGAUUUCGAGGAAUGGCUCACUUGUAUUGUUUGUGGUGAUCACUCCCAUUGCCAAUGCGCUCGCGAACAAGGAGCAUAUGACGAAACGGAAGACCCAUGGAGGUGCCCCGGCUGUGUUCAUAACAAUCUACAGCCCGACCCGAUAACAGAUUUACCGACAGAAACAGGACUCGGAGCUUCAGCCCUUCCCAAAGAGCUUCUACCUGCGCACGCUGGCACACACGACGAGGGAUUCCACUCUAUCUUUAACACAGGUGUCAACGACGAGAUGCUCAACAGCUCGCGAUCGCUGCGCAAGCGAAAGGCUUCGUCAAUUGAGGCCGAAGAACAUACACCUGUGCUUCGCAAAAGACUCCGACAAACAUCUUUCCGCUCCGAUCACCCAAGUUUGAAUGAUGCGGCCUUGGAAGGUGGGGAUAGCCUUGUUGAUGGCGAUGUCCACUCUCCUGCUCGGACACGCUCUGUACGCGUGCGACGCACUCGCGCAGUGGACCGAGAGCACUGCCGCGUGGUUACUCGGCAGUUUGGGAAAUUGAUUAUCGGGUUCCGGCUGGAAGAGGGGAAAAUGUCUAAAAUAACAGGCUCUCUAAUCCGACCGCAACGCAAAAAGAAGAAAGCACCAAAGCCGCCACCUGUGGCCCCAGAACCCCAGGCACACUUCGUUCCCCUUCCCCCCAUAUCCUACAACUCCAUGACUUUGUUCGACCGUGAGACCGACGACGCCAAAUCAAAGCCUUAUGGAGGGAUUCUGUCCGAAAUCGAACAAGAUACAUCCAGAACACUCCCCACACAAUUCGAUCGCGAUCGAUUCGAACAGGCACGCCUGAAAGCCGAAGAUGAGUGGCAACAGAAAGUGAAGGAAGCGGAACUUAAUGGCGAAGCCACUGCGCACGCAUCACAAAAAGUUUCUGGUCCUCCUUCAAAGAUCAAGUCUAUCAACUUCGGUGGCUACGAGAUCGAAACCUGGUAUGCAGCGCCUUACCCAGAGGAAUACAGUCGCAACCGUGUUCUGUACAUUUGCGAGUUCUGUCUCAAGUACAUGAACUCGGACUUUGUCGCCUGGCGCCAUAAACUCAAGUGCCCCGCGAAACAUCCCCCAGGUGACGAGAUCUAUCGAGAUCGGUCGAUCUCAAUCUUCGAAGUUGAUGGGCGCAAGAACCCAGUGUACUGUCAAAAUCUCUGCCUUCUCGCAAAACUUUUCCUAGGCUCCAAGACUCUUUACUACGACGUUGAGCCAUUCUUAUUCUAUGUGAUGACCGAGUACGACGAUCUGGGCUGCCAUUUCGUUGGUUACUUCAGUAAAGAGAAACGUCCAAGCUCAGCAAACAACGUUUCCUGCAUUCUCACUCUACCCAUCCAUCAACGCAAAGGCUACGGAAACCUCCUCAUCGACUUCUCAUACCUCCUUACCCGCAUCGAAGGCAAAAAUGGAUCGCCCGAGAAGCCGCUCUCCGACAUGGGUCUGGUAUCGUACCGGAACUACUGGCGGUUGAUUCUGUCAUACCAACUUCGUGAUUUGAAGGCACCUGUCAGCAUUGCAGAUCUGUCUGAUCGCACCGGAAUGACGGCAGAUGACAUUGUAUCUGCUCUAGAAGGACUUCGAGCUCUUGUGCGCGACCCCAUCACCAAGACGUACGCCAUCCGACUCGAUCACAAAUACUACAACGAGGUCAUCAGUGGUUGGGAAAGCAAGGGCUACGUCCAGCUCAAUCCAGAUGCGCUACUCUGGACACCUUACAUCAUGGGUCGUAGCAACCAGUCUCAUUUCGAUCGUGCUCCUAUGCAUACUGUCGCCCCUCGAGAGGAUCAGGAUGAAGAUGAAGAUGAGACUGAGGCAAGAGCGACCGACUAUGAGGGCAAUGUCCGAAUGGUGAAUGGGUCGAAUGGAAACACUCUCGCAGACUCCGCUGGACCGCCUUCCACAUUGUCUCUGCGGCCUCAUGGCCCCCACCAUUCCACAGCGGACACCUCUGAACCAACUGCACUUCCCAACCCUGCUGCCGGAAUCCCUCCCUCCCGGUUCGAACUUUGGCCUCCUGUGCCUCCCGCAGCACCCCCCAAACGCAGACCUGGUCGCCCGUCUGGUAGCACCAAACUCAAUAACAUGUCAAUGACACCCACGGCCGGCCGUAAUAACGGCCGCAACACACCUCGACGACCUUCCGGGCUGGCAAUGGUCACCCCUGGAGGCAGCAUUCGUCGCGGGAGAAGCUCUAUCCUCACGGACUCGCCAGCAGCCGAAGCAGCACCUAGCCAGGCCAACGGUGAACUGGAGCAAAGCGAAGUUGUUGAGGAAGAAGCCGUCGUUGAUGAGGAUGCCGAAAACGUGGCUCCUGUACCCAAGGAAGCUGCGGACGCGAGCGAAAAAGAACCAGAGCGUGUGAAUGGAGACUCUGCCUCUAAGGAACCUGUCAAGACCAAUGGUAUUGAUGCUGCCGAGCCCGAGCUCGCGCUCGAGCCGUCCGAGGAUAAGGAAAUGGAAGCACCCAGGACCCCCGAGAAAAAGACCAACUCCAUCUCGCGGUCACCUGGAACAGCAGUCUCCCGUCGAUCCAACGAUAACCCCAAAACACCACGAUCCGUCAACCGGAAGGCUUUGGUCGAGAAGGUUCACGUUGUGAUUCCCGCCUCGCCAGGGUCUGCUUCCAAGUCACCAGGCAAAAGCGAGGGUCAAAAGGCCGUGGCCAAUACCAAUGGCACCGACGAAGAUGCAGAAGCAGACGCAGACGCGGAUGCAGAGACUGACGCCGAGUACGAAGUGGAUGGGGAUGUCGUGAUGCAGACAUGA
This is a messenger RNA of Penicillium concentricum, 3306 nucleotides long. RefSeq lists its product as uncharacterized. Gene Ontology annotation, molecular function: histone acetyltransferase activity. The coding region runs from base 1 to 3306 and encodes 1101 amino acids. NCBI's taxonomy places the organism in Eukaryota, Fungi, Ascomycota, Eurotiomycetes, Eurotiales, Aspergillaceae. The record is from RefSeq and is a predicted model, not a curated record. Gene Ontology annotation, biological process: regulation of DNA-templated transcription. The transcript has 4 exons.